This is a messenger RNA of Canis lupus familiaris (dog), 3250 nucleotides long. RefSeq names its product zinc finger protein 512 (gene ZNF512). The record is from RefSeq and is a predicted model, not a curated record. NCBI's taxonomy places the organism in Eukaryota, Metazoa, Chordata, Mammalia, Carnivora, Canidae. Gene Ontology annotation, molecular function: zinc ion binding.
GUGAUUUUCCACCACCUCCUUCCGAAAAUCUACCUACUGGAUGAAGAUGAGAAGGGUCAAGCCAGCUGUUGCUUCCCGUGUCGAAGGGUCUGGUGGAAUAUCAACCAAAGGAAAAAGGAAACCCAGGCAGGAAGAAGAUGAAGAUUAUCGAGAAUUUCCUCAGAAGAAGCAUAAGCUUUAUGGGAGGAAGCAACGGCAAACUCAACCUAAUCCCAAAUCCCAGGCUCGUCGUAUUCGGAAGGAACCACCAGUUUAUGCAGGGUAUGCAGUUUUGGAGGAACAAUGGUACUUAGAAAUCGUGGAUAAGGGCAGUGUCUCCUGUCCUACCUGCCAGGCGGUAGGGAGGAAGACAAUAGAGGGCUUAAAGAAACACAUGGAGACGUGCAAACAGGAAAUGUUUACUUGUCAUCAUUGUGGGAAACAGCUUCGUUCACUGGCAGGGAUGAAGUAUCACGUCAUGGCAAUCAUAAUAGCUUGGUAAGAGUAUCUUCGGUACCCCAUUUUGAAGGCGGCUGGAGAUGAAAUAGACGCAAGUGAGAGGGAACGGCUCCGAAUUCUAAAGAGACUGGGAAAGCUCAGGUGCAUGCGUGAGAGCUGUUCUAGUAGCUUCACCAGCAUCAUGGGAUAUCUGUACCAUGUCAGAAAAUGUGGCAAAGGGGCUGCAGAGCUGGAGGAGAUGACCCUGAAAUGUCACCACUGUGGAAAGCCAUAUAAAUCGAAGGCUGGACUUGCGUAUCACCUGAGGUCAGAGCAUGGGCCUAUCUCAUUCUUUCCAGAGUCAGGACAGUCAGAGUGCUUAAAAGAGAUGAGCCUGGAGCCAAAGAGUGGGGGUCGAGUUCAGAGGCGUUCUGCCAAGAUAGCUGUGUACCACCUGCAGGAGCUGGCUUCUGCUGAACUGGCCAAGGAAUGGCCUAAGAGGAAGGUGCUUCAGGAUUUGGUACCUGAUGAUCGGAAGUUAAAAUAUACUCGCCCUGGGCUGCCUACCUUCAGCCAGGAAGUGCUACACAAAUGGAAGUCAGAUAUCAAGAAAUACCAUCGCAUUCAGUGCCCUAACCAGGGUUGUGAAGCGGUCUACAGUAGUGUAUCAGGCCUUAAAGCUCACCUGGGCUCUUGUACCUUGGGAAACUUUGUGGCUGGAAAAUACAAGUGUCUUCUGUGUCAAAAAGAAUUUGUGUCAGAGAGUGGUGUCAAGUAUCACAUCAACUCUGUCCAUGCUGAGGACUGGUUCGUCGUAAACCCAACCACCACCAAAAGCUUUGAAAAGCUAAUGAAGAUAAAGCAGCGGCAGCAGGAAGAAGAAAAGCGGAGACAGCAGCACAGGAGCAGAAGGUCUCUGCGAAGGCUGCAGCAGCCAGGCAUCCAGCUGCCUGAGGCGGAGCUGAGUCUUAGAGUAGGGAAGGAUCAGAGGAGGAAUAACGAGGAAUUGCUAGUGUCGACCUCCUAUAAGGAACCGGAGCAGGAGCCAGUGCCAGCACAGUUCCAGAAAGUAAAGCCCCCAAAGACUCAUCAUAAACGAGGAAGGAAAUAGGCAGGCAGUGUGAAAGCUCCUAGGAGAGCAAAUGGGAUGCUGUUGUCACGGGGACCUGUGCUGGGAGGACUGAGUCACUGGGGCUGAGCGAGGAGAAAUGUACUCUUUUGUUUGUGUAAGGCUGUGACUUUCUCAGCUCCUUCCUCCUGUGUAAAUUUCACUGUUCUAUUUAUUCACUUUUACCCCACUCCCCCCCCACCCCCUCUUGGGUAGGUGUUCCUGCUAUUCCUCAUUGGAGUCCUCUUGUUGUUCUCUCAUUUUGCCCAAAGAGCUCCCUCUUCAGGCCAACUGUGGGCCAUUCUUGCUCUGUACAAAACUGAGAAACCCAUUUGGUUGUCCUUUUCCUUCCCGGGCUAUAGAAUGUUCUCGGACUCUCCACUGAUUAGUCAUUCCAUCAUUUCGCUUAUAAAACAAUUCCAAAUUAAUUUUUAAGAAUCAUACUGAUUUAUCAUUUUGUAUUUGUGAUAUAACAAUCCUAGAAGCUAGAACUGUUGUCACUCAUGUAAUAAGCUUAUCCUGUCUCCCUGGGUAACAGAUUUUAUGGAGGCCGUUUGUUCUCUCUCAGUGUGGUUUUAGGAUUGAAAGUAAGAAAAUGGACUUAAGAUGAAAAGCUAGAACCUCUCUAUGCUGGUUUUACUGGGAAGUGUUUCGUUUGUCCCAAGUAGCAGUGACUGGCUAGACCCACAAGCAUGAAAAGCAGCCCAAACAUCAAAAUGUCCCAAACAUGAAAAUGAUUGGAAAGCAGGAAGUAGACGAAGCAAUAAAUACUGCCUUGACUUUCCUAGGGCUUGAGUCCUCAUCUGUUGCUAUGAUCAGUGUCCUCUGGGCGCUUGUGCCCCACCCCCAACCCCUCAACUCCCAACCCCCAGUUUUAAGGAUGAAGAAUUACCGCAUUGCACUUGAUGUUUUGACACAGAAUCCUAGUGUUCCUAGUAAUGCCAUAGACUGGCAGCCAAGGGGCACAUUCCGUCUCCCCUGGGCUUGACCUCACUUGUUCGUCUACACCACGCUAAGUCCUUAUUCCUCCCCUUAGCCGACGUCUUGUCUUUUGGAGUUUUCUGAGAAUAUCGUCCUCUGUCCUCUUUUGUAUGUGGCGUUUAUCCUCUUUAUAUCUUGAGACUUGACACCAGAUGUAGGUAUUUCUCUGGUGUUGGAAAGAAAAAUUCCUUUUCUGUACCUCAUGCCUACCUGGUAAUGUCUAGUGGGCUACUUUUCUUCUUCAAGGCUGGCUUUCUCUGGAGCAUUGUUUAGAACAGCUCUGUUGUGUUUCUAGAUUCUCUUCCCCUCUUCCAUAAAUAUUGGUCUUAUAUAUUCUUGCCAACUUUUGUGGCAUAUGCCACAUAAAAAGCAAGGGCCCUUAACCCUGAUAUGGAUAAAUACUACCUUUUCAAAUUCUGAAAGGCUGUUACUGCUCUUUAACUCUGUAUUCUGUGCUGCUCCACAUAGCUUUAAAAUGUGGGCUUUUGUGAAGACCACUUUCAAACAAGGGAGCACUGAAACCAGAUUUGGAUACUGCCAGAUAGAUAGUUUUGAAACAGGUCAAUGACGUGGUAUGUCCAGUCUACCUUUUCAUUUUCAUUGGCAGUUGCACCCUUGAAACCCUUUCGGUAGGUGAGGAUUGUCAGGGAGGAGAAAUGAAGAAGCUAUAUUAAUUUCUGGUGAGUAAGACUUGGGGAAUGUUGGGCAAUGACAAAAGAAAUAAAUGACUGUCGGUUAGAAUGA